UUUGCCGUCGUGGCUCCGAUCAAGUGGCGAUCUUAAGGCUAUUCUGGUGAUUAUACAUGGCCUCAAUGAACAUAGUCCGUUAGACUCUGUCUGGAUGGUUGUUGGUGUCAGGCUCGUUCUAGAGAAUGAAUCUUUUCCUUAAUGGAGGCACUGGCUUGCAUGAACUGUGAUCCUGGAGUCCUGAAAAUGACCAGUUUCCAGUCCCUAUCAAAUGGUUGCUAUUGUGUGGUAGAUAUACAGAGUUUGCAAAGCAGCUCAUGUCGUGCAACUUUGGAGUAUAUGCAAUGGAUUGGACAGGUCAUGGAGGUAGUGAUGGACUGCAUGGAUAUGUUCCUUCACUAGAUCAUGUUGUUGCCGAUGUUGGAAUUUUACUUGAAAGAAUCAAGUUAGAAAAUCCUGGUGUUCCUAGCUUUCUUCUCGGUCACUCCACGGGAGGAGCUGUGGUUUUAAAGGCAGCUCUACGGCCUCAUAUCGAGGCUCUGUUGGAAGGAGUGAUACUAACAUCACCAGCACUUCGUGUAAAGCCAGCUCAUGCAAUUGUUGGGGCUGUGGCUCCUAUAUUUUCCUUGUUGGCCCCUAGGCUUGCCUUCAAGGGAGCUAACAAAAGGGGAAUACCAGUAUCAAGGGACCCUGCAGCAAUGUUAGCCAAGUACUCUGAUCCUUUGGUGUACACAGGACCAAUUAGGGUUCGCACCGGCCAUGAGAUUCUACGAAUAUCAUCCUUCCUGACUCAGAAUUUAAGCUCCGUUACUGUACCUUUCUUAGUUCUCCAUGGGACUGCAGAUAGAGUAACAGAUCCGUUGGCCUCACAAGAUCUCUAUAAUGAGGCUGCCUCGAGAUUCAAAGACAUCAAGUUGUAUGAAGGCUUCUUACACGAUCUCCUGUUUGAGCCUGAGAGGGAGGAAAUAGGGUUCGAUAUCAUCAACUGGAUGGAGAGGAGAUUACAGCAGCAAAGCUUAAUAUAGGGAAGAAAUGGGGGAAGCAAAUGGUUCCUGGAUUUCCUGGUGAAGGCAUGGCUCAGGAGAUUAUUGUAGCUUGAAUAUAUUGUUCUAUUUUUCUCAUUGUUGAUCCAUUUUUUAUGGUUGAUGUUUGUAAAAGCUUGUGAAUGUAAAUAAAUCUAUUAAUCGUUUGUUAAGAGCACACCUUGUUCUGUUUUUCGUUGUUAUACUGCAAUUGUGCCAAACUCCCAGAUUUAAUAAUAAUUGAUGGAUAAUUAGCUA
This is a messenger RNA of Asparagus officinalis (garden asparagus), 1220 nucleotides long. RefSeq names its product caffeoylshikimate esterase-like. The record is from RefSeq and is a predicted model, not a curated record. Gene Ontology annotation, molecular function: lipase activity. Gene Ontology annotation, cellular component: membrane. The transcript is spliced from 8 exons. Bases 258 to 965 code for a protein of 235 amino acids. NCBI's taxonomy places the organism in Eukaryota, Viridiplantae, Streptophyta, Magnoliopsida, Asparagales, Asparagaceae.